This is a messenger RNA of Sclerotinia borealis F-4128, 1746 nucleotides long. The record is from the annotation of a GenBank genome assembly. NCBI's taxonomy places the organism in Eukaryota, Fungi, Ascomycota, Leotiomycetes, Helotiales, Sclerotiniaceae.
AUGUCUUUAGUGGUUAAUGACAUGGAUGCUUUCACUAAGAAGCUUCGGGUUUCUAACAUCAUUCAAUACACUAGGGAGAGUUUCGAUAAUAUCUACCUUGAUCUCUCGAAAGAGUCAGGCCGAUGCAGAUUCGCUGAAACUGGAUUUGGAUGGAAGCCAUCGGGCGGCGGCGAUACAUUUACACUCGAGAACAGCAACAUCGCAGGCGCGCAAUGGAGCAAGGCAUCAAAGGGCUUUGAGGUGAAGCUCUUGUUGCGGAAUUCUGACAUUUGUCAGCUUGAUGGUUUCUUGCAAGAUGACUUUGAGCGAUUGAGUAAAGUUUUCAAGAACUGGUAUAGCACAAAUUUGGAACACAAGGAGCACGCUUUACGAGGAUGGAAUUGGGGCAAAGGCGAAUUUGGAAAGUCAGAAUUGGUAUUCAACGUUCAAAAUCGACCUGCUUUCGAAAUCCCAUACACCGAGAUCUCAAACACGAAUUUGGCAGGAAAAAAUGAAGUCGCGGUCGAAUUUUCCCUGCCUGCAAGUGGCGAUGAUACAGGCACAAAUGGAGCUUUGGGUGGUGCGCGCAGUAAAGGAAAGAAGGCUGGCGCUGGAAAGGAUCAGCUCGUUGAGAUGAGAUUUUACAUUCCCGGAGUUGCGACAAGAAAGGGAGCUCGUGAGGCAGAUGAGGAUGCUGGAAGCGAUGCUGAUGAGGAGGCGCACAAUGCUUCCAACCUUUUCUAUGAUACCUUGAUGGAGAAGGCUGAAAUUGGUGAUGUCGCUGGAGAUACCGUUGCUACCUUUCUUGAUGUUCUACAUCUCACCCCAAGAGGACGUUUCGAUAUCGAUAUGUACGAAAACUCUUUCCGACUACGUGGUAAAACUUAUGAUUACAAAAUUCAAUAUGACCAUAUCAAGAAGUUUAUGGUUUUACCUAAGCCCGAUGAAUUACACUUUAUGAUCUGUAUUGGUUUAGAUCCACCCCUCCGACAAGGUCAAACUAGAUACCCUUUCUUGGUUAUGCAAUUCAAGAAGGAUGAAGAAGUUACCAUCGAUUUGAAUAUGACGGAAGAUGCCAUGCAUGAAAAAUAUGGAGGAAGAUUAAACGCACAUUACGAACAGCCAUUACAUGAAGUCGUCACACAAGUAUUCCGUGGUCUUGCUGGGAAGAAGAUCAAUCAACCAGCUAAGGAUUUCUUGAGCCACCACCAACAAUAUGGUAUCAAGUGUUCUAUCAAAGCCAGCGAAGGUUUCCUCUAUUGCCUAGAGAAAGCUUUUAUGUUCGUUCCAAAACCCGCUACAUACAUAACCUACGAACAGAUACACACCAUAACCUUCUCCCGUGUUGGCGGUGCUACUUCCGCCUCCCGUACCUUUGAUAUCGCCGUUCAACUCAAAGGUGGAGCCGGCGAAACACAAUUCAGCAACAUUAAUCGCGAAGAACAGAAACCCCUCGAGGAUUUCUUCAAGGUCAAGGGCCUCCGCGUCAAGAACGAAAUGGACGACGAUAAUUCCGCCCUCCUAGCCGCCGCUCUCCGGGAACCUGAUAUGCAAUCUUCAGAUGAAGAAGUAGUAGCUGCCAGAGCCGAUAGAGGGAGCGCUGAUGAAGACGAUGAGAGCGUGGAUGAAGAUUUCAAGACGGACAGUGAAAGUGAUGUCGCUGAAGAAUUUGAUUCUGCUCAUGAAAGUUCGGGAAGUGAUAGUGAUGCGGAAGGAGGUGGUAGUGAUGCGGAAGAAAGACCAGCUAAGAAGGCUAAGACUAGUUAA